AUGCCUUUUCCUCCCAUCUCCCAUUUCCUGUUUGCUGUCCCAUCUUCAUCUCCUGUCUUCUAUACCAACUCUCCUCUUCACCCAUCCACCCAUCUAGUCAUCCUCCCUUCCUCCCUUCCUCCCUUCCUCCCUUCCUCCCUUCCUCCCUUCCUCCCUUCCUCCCUUCCUCCCUUCCUCCCUUCCUCCCUUCCUCCCUUCCUCCCUUCCUCCCUUCCUCCCUUCCUCCCUUCCUCCCUUCCUCCCUUCCUCCCUUCCUCCCUUCCUCCCUUCCUCCCUUCCUCCCUUCCUCCCUUCCUCCCUUCCUCCCUUCCUCCCUUCCUCCCUUCCUCCCUUCCUCCCUUCCUCCCUUCCUCCCAUCUCCCAUCCUCCCAUUGUCCUCCCACUGUCCUCCCAUCCUCUUGUUCUCCUGUCCUCUUGUCCUCCUGUCCUCUCAUCCUCCUAUUGUCCUCCCAUCCUCUUGUCCUCCUGUCCUCUCAUCCUCCCAUUGUCCUCUGUUAUGAUCAAUGUUCACCGAUUGGUAAAGGUUUCACACAACCACUAGGACUUGUCAAGAUAAAGAGCAAAGGAUGA
Molecule: messenger RNA, 570 nt
Organism: Suillus paluster
Lineage: Eukaryota; Fungi; Basidiomycota; Agaricomycetes; Boletales; Suillaceae
Exons: 1
Coding region: 1-570 (189 amino acids)
Source: RefSeq, a predicted model, not a curated record